CCCAUCUAACGAUUGUAAACAUUUCGAAAACAAUCAAAAAAUUAUUUUCACAUUUUUAAUUCUCAUUAAAUAAGUAGUCAAAUCUUUUAAAAGAAUGGCUGAUGAUCUAUCAAAUUAUAAGCUCCAACUUCAGCAAGUAGAAGUAGCAUUGUUAACAGAUGCAGAAAAUGCAGAAUUGCUAAAAUUAAAAGAUGACAUCGAACAACUGAUUACACUUCAAAAGGAAUUAAUCAAAACACAAGAAGUAGAACAGCGUAAAUAUAUUGAGCCUUCUAGUUCAGCAAAUGCAGAGAGGACAGCUUACUACAAAGAUCAGAAAAUUAAAGCACCAUUGAAAAUAUGGAAGGUUGGAGAGAAAUGUAUGGCUCGGGAUGCCACAAAUGGACAAUUCUACGAAGCAACAAUUGAAGCCAUCACUGAUGAUGGUGAUGUGAGUGUCAUUUUCGAUACAUAUCAAAACAAAGGACAGACCAAUGUAAAAGAUUUAAAAGAGUACAAAGUUCGUGUCGAAGUUUUUCCUCAGAAUAGUAACAAAAGAGUGAGACCGAACCAUAAAGAAUAUUUAAAGAAGAAGAAACUCAAGAAGCAACAACGAUUAGCUGAGCUUGAAGAGGAGAGAGAAGUCGAGAAAAACAAAUGGCUUCAAUUCAAUAGUAAAGCAAGUAAGAAACAAUUGGUGAAAACGCAAUCAAUAUUUCAAAGUCCUGACACAGUUUCGGGUCGAGUUGGAGUUGGAACUUGCGGUAUAAGUGGAAAACAGAUGACAAGUUUUCAGACAACUCGUGGAGAUAUUCAUAAAAAGAAAAAUUAAAAAGCUUUUAUGAUGUAAUGUCUAGCUCAUAAUGGAAAAUUCUACAUAAAUUUAUCAUAGGCAAUAAAGAAAACUUUUCAAAAUUUAAA
This is a messenger RNA of Clunio marinus, 900 nucleotides long. The record is from the annotation of a GenBank genome assembly. Lineage: Eukaryota; Metazoa; Arthropoda; Insecta; Diptera; Chironomidae.